AUGGCCCCUCCACCGCCUACCAACCUGCCCCUCACCGAGCGCUUGCAGCGUCUUGCGAUGACCUUGCAAUUCGGCUGGUUCCUCGGCCACGCAACCCUACUCUUCAGCGUCGCCCGCUACGGCCUCUCCUACAUCACCUUCAACUACUACUCCCGCUGGGCGCAGUUCAGCUACCGCCUCGCGUUUGUCUCCGCUGUUGCUACCUAUGGCAUUGUCGUCUACAAGGCGUGGCGCGUCCGCAUGAAGCCCGCGGGCGCGAAGCCGCAGAAUGCUGCGUUGGCCUUGUUGGGGGAUGAGAACUUUCAGUAUCUGAUGAUCAGCUUUGUCUGGCUCUACUCCCGACAGACUCCGCUCGCCCUCCUCCCCUUCACCGUCUACAGCAUCUUCCACGUCGCAACCUACACCCGCACCAACCUGAUCCCGACCAUAUCCCCUCCCAAAGCCUCCCCAGCCGGCACUACUCCCACCUCUCCCAGCACUCCCAAGUCUCAGAGCGCUGCGGCCAACACGAUCGGCAAGUUCGUCAAGGACUACUAUGACAGCGCCAUGCUUGCGGUCGCCGGCCUCGAAAUCCUCCUGUGGAUCCGUCUCCUCUUGUCCGCCAUCACCUUUAGCAAAGGCAGCUGGAUCCUGUUGGGCGUCUACACUGUCUUCCUCCGAGCACGUUUCUCCCAGAGCCAGUUCGUCCAGAAUGCAUUCACCCGUGGUUCCGCCCAUAUCGAUCAACAAGUUCAGAACCCGAAUGUUCCGCCUGCGGUCCGAUCUGGCUGGGAAAGCGCCAAGGGUGUUGGGAAGACGGCUGUGGAUGCUACCAACUUGGGGAAGUACAUCAAUCCGCAGGGUCAGCAGGGUGCGCCGAAGAAGGCUCAAUAA
Molecule: messenger RNA, 873 nt
Organism: Cyphellophora attinorum
Lineage: Eukaryota; Fungi; Ascomycota; Eurotiomycetes; Chaetothyriales; Cyphellophoraceae
Product: Pore membrane protein of 33 kDa
Exons: 3
Coding region: 1-873 (290 amino acids)
Biological process (GO): membrane organization; endoplasmic reticulum tubular network organization
Cellular component (GO): membrane; endoplasmic reticulum
Source: RefSeq, a predicted model, not a curated record